CGCUACCUUAAGCACAACCUAAAGGCAUAAUUGAGAAGAACUUUUUGGACUAGCUCACAAAUAUGAAACUCCCAUUCAACCCAUGAAUCCAUUAUAUGUGUUUAUGGUCAUGAAAGAAUAUAGCCUAUAGGCAUUAUUCCAAUCAAUUGCAAAAGAUAUAGUAUAAUGUCCAUGAUUAAAACGUUAAAUUGGAAAUGAUGUUUGGAUUGUACGGUGGGUUCUUUCAUUGUGGUUCACUUACUAUUCUCCAAAUGAAAAAUUGAGCUCCUUUAUUUGUCUCCGAUGAGGCACACCAUUGUCACGAGCCACCGUUCCAUCACCUCCACUACAUGUUGUCGUCAUCUUUGUGAGAUCCUUGUCCAAAUCUCUUUCCUCGGCAUCUUGUUCUCGCACAGGUGCUCUGUGAAGGAGGAAAGAGACUGGAGCGGUGACGUAGGCAUGUCGGACUGGGCUGUGGAAUAUUUUGUGUGGGUCUAUGUUUUAUUUGCCUAAAUCUCAUACAUCAUCCAGAGUUAUUCGGGUCAAACCAUCUGGUCAGACCUAUUUUGAAAACCUUAGCUUGGAGGACACACAUUAGUUUACAACAACAUUAAACGUAGUGCUCGGCAAUAUAGAAAAUCGAAGGUGAAAUUCGUUGCAAUAGUCAUUUUGACUUCGCGUGUAACAUUUCCAACACCAUUGUCACCAAUAGAAGCCUCAUAUGCAGUCAUGCAACUUACAUAUUUUUACAGCUAAUAAAAAUAUUUAUUUAUAGACUUUGUUUUAGUCAUAAUAUUUAUUCAUAGUCUAUAUAAUAUUGUUUGACAUGGGCUUGGAACCAGGACUAGCCCACAAGAAAUUCACACUAAAAUGGGCCUUGAUGUGCAAUUGCAUGAUCCAUCUUUUGUUUUCCUACGCAUGAUAGUACAGUUCUGCAGUGACGUCUCCUGUCAUUUCAGUCUCAGAGCGUCAGUUUCUGUCAACUUUGCUUCUUCUUCACGUGUUGCUUCUAAGAUCACCCACUUGUGCUUGCUUGCAGUGUUGAAAUGGCUGAGUAUCCAUAUGGUUCAAGAGCUUACCACGGGAAUUCCUCAUCAGGGGCCAGGCAAUAUAAUACUAAUCUUUCUUGUAUCCUUGAGUUUGAUGGUGCUUCCAGAGGAAAUCCUGGACCGGCUGGUGCCGGAGCUGUGCUGCGUGCUAAAGAUGGGAGCAAGGUCUAUCGGUUGCGUGAAGGAGUUGGCAUUCAAACAAACAACUUUGCUGAAUAUCGAGGUUUAAUUUUAGGACUAAAACAUGCUAUCCAGGAAGGAUACGAGCACAUUGAUGUCAAAGGAGACUCCAUGCUUGUUUGCAACCAGGUUCAAGGUGUUUGGAGAAUCAACAAUCAGAAUAUGGCUUAUUUGUGUAAUGAAGUGAAGGAGCUGAGGAAUAGGUUUCUAUCAUUCAAGAUUAGUCAUAUUCCUAGGGAAUAUAACUAUGAAGCUGAUGUUGAAGCAAAUCUAGGCGUAAAUCUCCGAGCUGGUCAAGUUGAAAAGAACGUGAGAUUCCUUAAUGGAUGACUGGCAGUAUCAAGCAUUAUCAGUUUCCUUUUGCUUUCAGCUAUUGGAAAUUUGGAUGCUGUAACAAAGAAGCCAGUUAAAUUUCUAACUAAAUAUGUUUUAUGCCACUCUUUUUCUUGUGUUGGCUCUCUCUAAUUCAGCCGUUUGGAUCAAUUACUGUUAGCCGUUUUGUCUGUUUGACUAUGCAUAUCGUGUAGAUGCUCACGAUUGGGGGACUAAAAAUAGUACUGCUGUUAUGUUUGGAUGGCAUUGCCUCAGCUAAUGCAAGACCUUAUUAUAAGUAUAUGUGGAGUCCUUCAGUCGUUUUGAAUUAAGACUUAGACUCAAGCUAUUUAGUGUUGCAUGUUCUUAAACUAAAAUUGUGAAAAUUGUUAUAGAAAAGUGAUUCAAAGAAAGUCAUUUUUUGUUGUUGAGGAUGAGCAGGUAAAUGCCGUCACAAUUGGGGACUGCCUGUUAAGCCUUCAAAUAUUUAUUGUUGAGUGUUGACAAGGUUGAUUAGGUACGGCUAAUGGAUGAGUUGAUUGAGAUAUUUGGUUGUAUUUUUUUAGAAAAUAAGAACAAGUACGCUUUGGAAUUUUGUGAUUAUCACUUGCUGCAUAGUCUCUCCAUUUUGUGACAAUUUAUUCAUAAAUAAAACUCCUUAUUUGAAAUUGUUUAUUAGUUUUUCUUUAUGAUAUUAAUUUUCUAUUAGAAUUUGUCUUGUAAUUGUUAUUUU
Lotus japonicus is the source of this 2253-nucleotide messenger RNA. RefSeq lists its product as uncharacterized. Bases 1026 to 1538 code for a protein of 170 amino acids. Gene Ontology annotation, molecular function: RNA-DNA hybrid ribonuclease activity; nucleic acid binding. The transcript has 8 exons. Lineage: Eukaryota; Viridiplantae; Streptophyta; Magnoliopsida; Fabales; Fabaceae. The record is from RefSeq and is a predicted model, not a curated record.